Hibiscus syriacus is the source of this 2089-nucleotide messenger RNA. Its product is annotated as probable methyltransferase PMT15. The coding region runs from base 73 to 1992 and encodes 639 amino acids. The transcript is spliced from 6 exons. Gene Ontology annotation, molecular function: methyltransferase activity. NCBI's taxonomy places the organism in Eukaryota, Viridiplantae, Streptophyta, Magnoliopsida, Malvales, Malvaceae. The record is from RefSeq and is a predicted model, not a curated record. Gene Ontology annotation, cellular component: endosome; cytoplasm; trans-Golgi network.
UUUUUCUCUGUAGUGUUAGUCUGUCGUUUGUGUUCUUCUUGGAAGGUUUAAUUUUUGUUUUGAUUCUUGUCCAUGGCCGCCAUGGCUUGUCUUCCAAGAAGACUUUCUCAAAUCACAUUAUUCAAUACCAAAAGGUUGAGCCUUUACUGCAUCGCUCUCAUGGUAAUCUUAUGCACUUCUUUUUACCUCAUCGGAAUAUGGCAACACUCCAUCGGCCUCAUCCCCACCUCCUCUUCCUCCGCCGUCGCAUCCGGUGGUGAUGGAUUCCAAUCCUCAGCCUCUUGCUCUCCUCUCAAAACAACCACCCAACUCGACUUCUUGCCUCACCAUCUCCCUCCCGACCCUCCAUCCGAGACGGCGCGUGUCAUUCGCUUUCCUCCGUGUGACCCUUCCUUGUCUGAGUACACCCCGUGCGAGGACGUUCAGAGAUCUUUGAAAUUCGACAGGGACAUGCUUAUAUACAGAGAGAGGCAUUGCCCGGAGAAAGACGAGCUGUUGAAGUGCAGAAUCCCGGCGCCGUACGGUUACAAGGUUCCUUUCAGGUGGCCGGAGAGUAGAGAGUUUGCAUGGUUCGCUAACGUGCCGCAUAAAGAGCUUGUCGUCGAGAAGAAGAAUCAGAAUUGGGUUCGGGUCGAAGGAGAGCGGUUCAGAUUCCCCGGCGGUGGCACAAUGUUCCCACGUGGCGCCGAUGCUUAUAUUGACGAUAUCGAUAAGCUGAUCAGUCUCAAAGAUGGCUCCAUAAGAACCGCCAUUGAUACCGGUUGCGGGGUUGCGAGUUGGGGUGCUUACCUGCUAUCCCGGAACAUCCUAGCAAUGUCGUUUGCACCGAGGGAUACCCACGAAGCUCAAGUUCAAUUCGCACUCGAAAGAGGCGUGCCGGCAUUGAUCGGCGUCAUUGCCUCGAUAAGGCUUCCGUAUCCGUCGAGAGCCUUCGACAUGGCUCAUUGCUCUCGUUGCCUCAUCCCAUGGGGCCAGUAUGAUGGACUUUACUUGAUUGAAGUCGAUAGAGUCCUUCGUCCCGGCGGUUAUUGGAUACUGUCGGGGCCGCCGAUAAACUGGGAAAAGUAUUGGAAAGGUUGGAACCGGACGACCGGUGACCUUAAAUCAGAGCAGUCGCAAAUCGAAACGGUAGCUAAAAGCCUGUGCUGGAAAAAACUUAUACAGAGGGAUGAUCUCGCGAUAUGGCAGAAACCUACUAAUCAUAUACAUUGCAAAGCUAACCGGAAAGUUUUCAAAAGGCCUCGGUUUUGCCAGGCUCAGAAUCCCGACUCGGCAUGGUACACAAAAUUGGAGACAUGUUUAACCCCAUUGCCCGAAGUGUCCAAUGUAAAUGAAGUCGCCGGUGGGAAAUUAGCAAAAUGGCCGGAGAGGUUAAACACAGUCCCUCCGAGGGUCACCAGUGGAAGUUUACCGGGAAUUACAGGGAAAACGUUUGUGGAAAAUUCAGAUCUAUGGGAGAAGAGAGUAGAGUAUUACAAGACAAUAGAUUAUCAACUGGCGGAGACCGGUCGGUACCGGAACUUGUUGGAUAUGAAUGCUUAUUUGGGAGGAUUUGCAGCAGCUCUAAUCGACGAUCCUGUCUGGGUGAUGAACACUGUACCGGUCGAAGCCGAUCAAAUCAACACCCUCGGUGUCGUCUACGAACGUGGACUGAUCGGAACAUAUCAAAAUUGGUGUGAAGCAAUGUCUACGUAUCCACGGACUUAUGAUUUCAUUCAUGCCGAUUCCAUUUUCAGCCUCUACAUGGACAAAUGUGAAAUGGAGGACAUAGUUUUGGAAAUGGACAGGGUUUUAAGACCAGAAGGGAGUGUAAUAAUCAGGGACGACGUUGAUGUGCUGGUGAAGUUGAAGAACAUCAUGGACGGCGUGCAAUGGGAUGGAAGGAUCGUAGACCAUGAAAAUGGACCCCAUGAAAGAAACAAGAUUCUCUUUGCCGUUAAACAGUACUGGGUUGCGCCUCCAUCGCCGACUAAACUAAAUCAGCAAGUAUAAAUAAUGUUUGGCUCUGCUUUGUUGUUUAUUUAUGCAUAAUUUUUUAGAUAAGUACAUAUUCAUCCUUAUAAAUUUGAAUAUGGAAUUAAGGGACUAG